Cavia porcellus (domestic guinea pig) is the source of this 817-nucleotide messenger RNA. RefSeq names its product spermatogenesis associated 24 (gene Spata24). The record is from RefSeq and is a predicted model, not a curated record. Bases 63 to 800 code for a protein of 245 amino acids. Gene Ontology annotation, cellular component: nucleus; cytoplasm. Lineage: Eukaryota; Metazoa; Chordata; Mammalia; Rodentia; Caviidae. The transcript is spliced from 6 exons. Gene Ontology annotation, molecular function: DNA binding.
GUGGGUGACGGUGGCGGGGCCCAGAGGGGCGGCCAUUUCCAACGAGCUGGCGGGGGCAAAAGAUGGAGUCGCCCCUCGGGUGGUCGCCGGGGGGCCCGGGCUCUGUAUGCCUCGCCUUCGACCAACUGCGGGACGUAAUUGAAUCACAGGAGGAACUUAUCCACCAGCUGAAGAAUGUGAGCCUGUCUCAUCCUAGGUGCCCUGCACAUCAAUCCAUUAUCCAGCCUUUGUCCUCAUCCCUAGAGGGUACCCCUCCCAUCCCAGCUCCCAAGUCCUCCCUGAGCCAAGCUCUGUUGCAGAUGAUUCUCCAGGAUGAAAAUUUUGUCAGUAAAGAAGAAUUUAAGGCCAUGGAGAAGAAGCUGGCAGAAGAGAGAGCUGCCCAUGCCAAGACCAAACUCCUCCUGGCCAAGGAAGAGGAGAAGCUGCAGUUUGCCCUUGGAGAGGUGGAGGUGCUGUCCAAGCAGCUGGAGAAAGAGAAGGUGGCCUUUGAAAAAGCGCUCUCCAAUGUCAAGAGCAGAGUCCUGCAGGAGUCCAGCAAGAAGGACCAGCUCAUCACCAAGUGCAAUGAAAUUGAGUCUCACAUUACAAAGCAAGAGGAUAUACUUAAUGGCAAAGAGAAUGAGAUUAAGGAGUUGCAGCAAGUUAUCAGCCAACAGAAACAGAUCUUCAGGAAUCACAUGUCUGACUUUCGGAUCCAGAAGCAGCAGGAGAGCUACAUGGCCCAGGUGCUGGACCAGAAGCAUAAGAAAGUCUCAGGAAUGCGGCAGCCCCGCAACCCCAGCGCCUCAGGGAAAAAAUAAAAUAUUCGUUGAUUUUC